AUGUCGACUUCUCGUUACGGCUGGUAUCUCCCUCCGCUCGAAAGAGCAUGUCCAAUGAAGCACCUUCAAACGAGGCUUCGUGAUCCUUCGAUAUACGCUUCGGAGCAUUAUGUCGCCCCGUGGCAGCAGCAGAUAGCCGAGCGCAAUGCUCAAGCGUCACCACUCCUACGCCUGCCCGCCGAAGUCAGGAACUUGAUCUACGAGUACGUCCUAUGCAACCUUGUCGUCCACAUCAGCGUUCGCGAUGCUGUGGAUGAGGGCCGGGGUUGCUACAACGUCGAGGACUACUACGACGACCCUCGCCGCAAACCUAAGCCUUCAGACAUGAUGCUCACGUUCGCCAACAUCAUCUGCCAACUCUCUCCAAACGCCCAAGACAAAGCCUACGAGCUGAGCAAACAACCCAACCCCGCCACCUCCCCAGUAACAUACUGCCUCGAGCACGGACCCUGCUACACCAAUCUCUCCCGCCUCAAGUUCUCCUCCACUUCCUGCGAUGUCGUCACAUCAUCUCACCUCCGCCCCCUUCAAUUGAGCUUGUCCUGCCUGCGAACCUGCCGCCAAAUCCACCACGAAGCCCACCUCCUCCCCUACACGGACAACGCCUUCGCCUUCCACGAGAGCGAAACCUUCAACCUCUUCGUCCGCACCCUGGCACCCGCCCAACGCGCCGCCAUCAAUACCAUCCACAUCGAUGGCUUCAUCUGGUCGCGCAAAUUGCUCAAAGCCCUCCACAUCCCCGCGAUCCGAUCCCUUACCGGCCUCCGCACGCUCCACUUCACAGCCUCGAAUCUCACCGCCUACCUCUCACCCAGGACCUUGUCUGCCUUGAACGAGGGCCUUCGAUCAGAUUACCGGGGUGUGGGGCGAAAAGCGCUCGCCACCGAUCCGGUCCUGGCCUUUCGUGCGCUGCCCAACCCGGCGAUCAAGUUCAAAGUCACGCAUACGUGCGGCACGAAGGAGCUCCAACACACGGCCGACCAUGCGAGGCGAAGAGUCGAGGCGGAGCAUUGGGAGAAUCUGCUGACAAUGUGUGACAUGCCGAUCCCGGCUCUCGUGUCACUCAAGCGGAAGCUCAAGGAGUCUGACUCAGGGGCUUCGACGGCCAGUAAGAAGAAGGCCAGGGUGAAGAAGGAUGUCGUGAAGAGGGAGGGGCCGAAGGUGUCUUGA
Saxophila tyrrhenica is the source of this 1170-nucleotide messenger RNA. RefSeq lists its product as uncharacterized. NCBI's taxonomy places the organism in Eukaryota, Fungi, Ascomycota, Dothideomycetes, Mycosphaerellales, Extremaceae. The transcript is spliced from 2 exons. The record is from RefSeq and is a predicted model, not a curated record. Bases 1 to 1170 code for a protein of 389 amino acids.